AUGGGCUGCGCCCCCAGCAUCCACGUCUCGCAGAGCGGCGUGAUCUACUGCCGGGACUCGGACGAGUCCAACUCGCCCCGCCAGACCACCGGCGUGUCGCAGGGCCCCGCGGCCCCUCUGCACGGCCUCUUCGUCCAGACCGACGCCGCCGACGCCAUCCCCCAGAGCCGCGCGCCCGGGCCCCCAGGCGCCGCCCGCGCCCGCAGGGCCCGCGGGGAGCUGGGCAGCGGCAGCAGCGCGGGCUCCGCGGGCCCCGCGGCGACCACCUGCAGGGGCCGGAGGCGCCACUGCUGCAGCAGCGCGGAGGCCGAGACCCAGACCAGCUACACCAGCGUCAAGCAGGUUUCUUCUGCGGAGGUACGCAUCGGGCCCAUGAGAUUGACACAGGAUCCUAUCCAGGUUUUGCUCAUCUUUGCAAAGGAAGACAGUCAGAGUGAUGGAUUCUGGUGGGCCUGUGACAGAGCCGGCUACAGCUGCAAUAUUGCUCGGACGCCAGAGUCAGCCCUGGAAUGCUUUCUAGAUAAACAUCAUGAGAUUAUUGUAAUCGAUCACAGACAGACUCGAAACUUCGAUGCAGAAGCAGUGUGCAGGUCAAUCCGGGCCACGAACCCCUCGGAGCAUGCGGUGAUCCUCGCCGUGGUCUCACAAGCAUCCGGCAACUAUGAAGAGGCCUCUGUCCUCCCCCUUCUGCACGCAGGCUUCAACAGGAGAUUUAUGGAGAACAGCAGCAUAAUCGCUUGCUACAAUGAACUGAUUCAAAUAGAACAUGGGGAAGUUCGCUCACAGUUCAAAUUAAGGGCCUGUAAUUCAGUGUUUACAGCCUUAGACCACUGUCAUGAAGCCAUAGAAAUCACAAGCGAUGACCACGUGAUCCAGUAUGUCAACCCAGCCUUCGAAAGGAUGAUGGGCUACCACAAAGGUGAACUGCUGGGGAAAGAACUUGCCGAGCUGCCCAAAAGUGACAAGAACCGGGCGGACCUUCUCGACACCAUCAACACCUGCAUCAAGAAGGGCAAGGAGUGGCAGGGGGUCUACUACGCCAGACGGAAAUCCGGCGACAGCAUCCAGCAGCAUGUGAAGAUCACGCCGGUGAUCGGCCAAGGAGGGAAAAUCAGGCAUUUUGUCUCCCUGAAGAAGCUGUGUUGCACCAGUGAUAAAAGUAAGCAGAUUCUCAAGAUUCAUCGUGAUUCAGGAGACAAUUCUCAGACAGAGUCUCAUUCAUUCAGAUACAAGAACAGGAGGAAAGAGUCCAUUGAUGUGAAAUCAAUAUCAUCUCGAGGCAGUGAUGCACCCAGUCUGCAGAACCGCCGCUACCCAUCCAUGGCACGGAUCCACUCCAUGACCAUCGAGGCUCCCAUCACGAAGGUUAUAAAUAUAAUCAACGCAGCCCAAGAAAACAGUCCUGUCACAGUGGCAGAAGCCUUGGACAGAGUUUUAGAAAUUUUACGAACUACGGAACUGUACUCCCCUCAGCUGGGUACCAAAGAUGAAGAUCCCCACACCAGUGAUCUCGUGGGAGGGCUGAUGACUGAUGGCUUGAGAAGGUUGUCAGGAAACGAGUACGUCUUCACUAAGAACGUGCCCCAGAGUCAUAGUCACCUUGCGAUGCCAGUAACCAUCAAUGAUGUCCCCCCUUCCAUCGCCCAGUUACUUGAUAAUGAGGAAAGCUGGGAGUUCAACAUCUUUGAACUGGAAGCUGUGACGCACAAAAGGCCAUUGGUUUACCUGGGCUUGAAAGUAUUUUCCCGGUUUGGAGUAUGUGAAUUUCUACACUGCUCUGAAACGACUCUUCGGGCCUGGCUCCAGGUGAUUGAAGCCAACUACCACUCUUCCAACGCUUACCACAACUCCACCCAUGCCGCUGAUGUCCUGCACGCCACAGCCUUCUUCCUCGGCAAGGAAAGAGUGAAGGGAAGCCUCGAUCAGCUGGACGAGGUGGCCGCCCUGAUCGCUGCCACAGUCCACGACGUGGACCACCCGGGAAGGACCAACUCUUUCCUGUGCAACGCGGGCAGCGAGCUCGCCGUCCUCUAUAAUGACACCGCCGUCUUGGAGAGUCACCACACAGCCCUGGCCUUCCAGCUCACGGUCAAAGACAGCAAGUGCAACAUUUUCAAGAACAUCGACAGGAACCAUUAUCGAACACUGCGCCAAGCUAUUAUUGACAUGGUUUUAGCAACAGAGAUGACAAAACACUUUGAACACGUAAACAAAUUUGUGAACAGCAUCAACAAGCCAAUGGCGGCUGAGAUUGACGGCAGCGACUGCGAGUGCAGCCCUCCGGGGAAGAACUUCCCUGAGAACCAGACCCUGAUCAAACGCAUGAUGAUUAAGUGUGCGGAUGUGGCCAACCCCUGCCGCCCCCUGGACCUGUGCAUUGAAUGGGCUGGGAGGAUCUCUGAGGAGUACUUUGCGCAGACAGAUGAAGAGAAGAGACAAGGGCUACCUGUAGUGAUGCCAGUGUUUGACCGGAAUACCUGUAGCAUCCCCAAGUCCCAAAUCUCCUUUAUUGACUACUUCAUAACAGACAUGUUUGACGCUUGGGAUGCCUUUGCACACCUGCCAACACUGAUGCAACAUUUGGCCGAUAACUACAAACACUGGAAGACAUUAGAUGACCUAAAGUGCAAAAGUCUGAGGCUUCCGUCUGACAGUUAA
Rangifer tarandus platyrhynchus (Svalbard reindeer) is the source of this 2658-nucleotide messenger RNA. Lineage: Eukaryota; Metazoa; Chordata; Mammalia; Artiodactyla; Cervidae. The record is from the annotation of a GenBank genome assembly.